UCAACAAUACAAAAUUAUAGUUGAAAUUUUAUUAUCUUGUAUUUGGAAUUAAUUCCUUAGGAUUCCCAGGACACUUUAGGCUGCAGCUCUGUAACCCAAUGAAAAUGUAGGUGCAGCUACCCAGUGAAUCAGGACUGUGGGGACAGUCACUUUGAUAAAUCAGUCAGAGGAAAAUAGCCUCUCAGGUGAAAAAUUGAUUCUGGUCUGCAGCAGCCAUGUGCAUGAGAAUAAAUUCACUUCACACAGCCAACCCCUUACAAAAGCAUUUUAUACCAGGAAUAAAGUGUUUAGUCCUUUAAAUUUGAUGAAUAUAGCAAUGAAGAGAUCAUGUUUCCAAAUAGAGCUAAACCCCAUGUAAAAAACAGGAGAAUGUGCCAGACUGUCUUAUGAUCAGGUAUUUAUAGUAAAGCUAUUAAUGGAAUGGUCACUACAGGGGGAGGGGAAAUCCUAAAUAGAAAUGAAAAUCCUGAUGUGCUAAUCUCACAGUGAAAACUCCUGUGCUCUCCUAAAGGAUAACAGAAGGUAAAAGUGUCUUGCUGGAAAAAUAUUGUCAAUUGAUUCUGACUUGAAACCUGUCAGCAUCUCACAUGGAUAAUUACGCCAGUGACGAAGACACAGACGAGGACUUUGAUACUCAGCUCAUCAUCCAGCAGAGUUUACAGGACACUCACAAGCCAGGAACUAUACAGCAUGGGCCUGAGGACGACAGUUCCCAUUCCUUUGUGAGCACCGACUAUAAGAAGAUAAUUGAAACAAUAGAGACAGGUAAGGAAGAUGCAUUGGCACGCUUGACCAAGUACUAUUCUGCUUUUGAUGAAGCAGAUGGGAGAGGCUGGCUUCCUCUGCAUAAGGCUGCGGUGCAAUUAAAUAAGAACAUUUUGGAAAUAACCCUCAAAGCUUCAAAACCCAGUGUGUGGGAGCAAACCACCCACAAGGGGGAAACGCCACUGUUUUUGGCUGUCAGCAGUUGCCUCUUAGAAAAUGCCAGUUUUCUUCUUGUCAAUGGCUGCAAUCCGAAUGCCAAGAAUUCUGAAGGCAACUCUCCUCUUCUUACAGCUGUUCUACAUGACUCCUACGAAAUGGCCGCCUUGCUGCUCAGUCACGGGGCAGAUGCUAAUCUGCGGGGUACCAACGAGAGGACGGCUCUCCAUGAAGCGGCCAAACUGGGCAGGCAGGACAUAGUGAAGCUGCUGCUGGUUUCCGGGGCACACCCUGAUCCACGGAGCUCCUACGGAUUCACGCCUCUUGCUCUUGCUGCCCAAAGUGGAUACACUGAAAUCAUGGAAAUGUUACUGCAGAAAGGAGCUAAUGCUCUGGGUCAGGCCUCUGACUCUUCUUCCAUCUUACUCGAAGCCGCGAGUGGAGGAAAUCCAGAUUCUGUGACUCUCUUGCUAGAGCAUGGAGCUGAUGCCAACAUCCCUAAGAAUUCAGGCCACCUUCCCAUUCAUGUGGCAGCUGACAGAGGCCACUUGUUAGCCCUGAAGACUUUGGUUCCAGUUACGGAUUUUGUUGCCAUUAAGCAGAGUGGCAUCAGUCCGGUCCACUGUGCAGCAGCAGGGGCACACCCCCAGUGCCUGGAACUCCUCAUCCAGGCUGGAUUUGAUGUAAAUUUCAUGCUAGAUCAGAGAAUUCGCAAACACUAUGAUGACCAUAGGAAGUCAGCUUUGUAUUUUGCUGUAUCAAAUGGUGACCUCUCUUCAGUUAAGCUGCUUCUGAGUGCUGGAGCUCUGCCUAAUCAAGACCCAGUUAACUGCCUUCAGAUAGCCCUAAGGAUGGGCAACUAUGAGCUGAUAAGUCUGCUGCUACGGCAUGGGGCCAACGUCAAUUACUUCUGCAGAGUCAACCCUUUACACUUCCCAUCAGCACUGCAGUACACACUGAAAGAUGAGGUCAUGCUCAGGAUGCUGUUGAAUUAUGGGUAUGACACAGAGCGAUGCUUUGAUUGUCCCCAUGGAAACAAAGUUCAUCCUUGCUAUACUUUUGAAGGCUGGACAUCUACAGUUAUCAAAGACACUAUGUUCUGUGAAGUAAUAACUUUGUCAUGGCUGCAACAUCUCUCUGGGAAGGUUGUUCGAGUGAUGCUUGAUUAUGUUGAUCAAGUUCGAAUCUGUUCAAAGUUGAAAGCUGUGCUCCAAAAACAGGGGCUCUGGUCAGAAAUCCAUUUUAUAUUAACCAACCCUCGAUCCCUCAAACACUUGUGCCGCCUGAAGAUCCGGAAGUGUAUGGGGCGGUUACGUUUGCGCUGCCCUGUCUUCAUGUCAUUUCUUCCUUUACCAAACCGUCUAAAAGCAUAUGUCCUUUACAAAGAAUAUGACCUUUAUGGACAAGGAAUUUUCACAGGAACCUGGUAACCAAACUGCCUGGAUGAAAAGGUGGGAGACCACACUUACUUUAAACAAUCACAAGUGACUAGUAAGUGUGAUUCUGUCAUACGGAAGAUGUUAUGGAUGGCCCGAGCAGCUAAAAUUUGCCGCAUUGUUUCAUAAACAACAUCUGGAUUGUCAUCUGAUUUCACCUCCAUAGAACCAAGGAAUCGGACAAUAAAUAACUGAUGAAGAAUAGAAUCUACAAAAGAAAAUACAUUAUAUAUUUCUAAAUCCCAUAUAUCUCUUCCUAAAGAAUAAAACACAUUGUCACCUUUUAGAUUUUAUAGUAAAGAAUUCAACCUAGUAGAAAUAUCUACAAGUUACUCCUAACUACAGUGUUUAGGUUAUAAGAAAAUUAAGGUCUCAAAUUCAAAUACCAAAAGGUUAUGCUUUAACAAUUGGUGGUUCUGAGUAAAAAAACUUCCUUGUACUAUUCUUCUACCUCUCCUGUACCCCUGAAAUUUGUCAAAAUAAGUAGUUACUGGAAAAAGAAAAAAGUCACGCUCCAGUUAUCAGAAGAAAACAUGAGCUGCUAGGAAAAGCUUAAAGGACAUCUUCAGCAUUGAUAAUUUGACAAUGGAGUCAAAAGUAUGAUACUCUAGAAUUUUAAUGAGAUCUUUAAGCCUGAUUAAGUUCUGUUGCUUUGAGUGUACUAUGAGCAAAAAGAAAGCUAUGAAGUGAAGCAUAUAUCAGAAUAAAAACAAAUUCUUCACACAGUU
Suricata suricatta (meerkat) is the source of this 3085-nucleotide messenger RNA. It is a transcript of the gene ASB14, whose product is annotated as ankyrin repeat and SOCS box containing 14. Gene Ontology annotation, biological process: intracellular signal transduction. Gene Ontology annotation, cellular component: cytoplasm. The record is from RefSeq and is a predicted model, not a curated record. Gene Ontology annotation, molecular function: protein binding. NCBI's taxonomy places the organism in Eukaryota, Metazoa, Chordata, Mammalia, Carnivora, Herpestidae. Bases 588 to 2351 code for a protein of 587 amino acids. The transcript has 11 exons.